Molecule: messenger RNA, 435 nt
Organism: Echinostoma caproni
Lineage: Eukaryota; Metazoa; Platyhelminthes; Trematoda; Plagiorchiida; Echinostomatidae
Source: the annotation of a GenBank genome assembly
AUGGCAUUUGGUUUGGUGGCUGUGGCGUAUAUUGUCGCCUUGAUUUUCACGAUUGCCCUAAUAUUUCUCACUAUAUUCCACAUCAUUUCAUUCGACGAGCUUAAAACAGAUUACAAGAACCCCGUUGACCAAUGUAAGAGUUUGAAUCCGCUCGUACUACCGGAGUACAUUUUACACGGAACAUAUACUUUUCUAUUUAUGAUCACGGUUCAAAUUGGAACGGUGUUGUUCAAUGCACCCUUGAUUGCUUACCACGCGUAUCGUUACAUGCACCGCCCGGUUAUUUCGGGCCCCGGCCUAUAUGAUCCCACCACUAUCAUGAAUACUGAUGAAUUAAAUCGUGCCAUGCGCGAAGGCUGGGUCAAGCUGGCCUUCUACAUAAUAUCAUUCUUUUAUUAUCUUUAUGGGAUGAUUUAUACAUUGGUGUCAGAUUAA